Rhagoletis zephyria (snowberry fruit fly) is the source of this 1611-nucleotide messenger RNA. RefSeq names its product vegetative cell wall protein gp1-like. The record is from RefSeq and is a predicted model, not a curated record. NCBI's taxonomy places the organism in Eukaryota, Metazoa, Arthropoda, Insecta, Diptera, Tephritidae.
AUGAGCAAACAUUUGGCAUUCAUCUUUUUUGGACUCAUUGUCCUUUCAGCGCAAACCAGUGUUUUUUGCCGUUUGAUAUCGAAAAUUGGUGAGCCGCUUAGCCAGGUGCCAAAAAUCGGCGAUAACGGAAUAACGAGUGCCGAUGCUGAUGCUAUUGAUUCCAUUCAAGAUGGCGUCGGCGACAUUGUAUCUGAUAGUAAUACGAUUGAAACAAUUUUCAAUCCUAUUGCCAUACCGAUUGAUCUGCUAAAAAAACUACUUUCUAUUAUUUCUGGUUCUGAAGAAGGCCCUAGUUCGGAUGCUCCCGCACCUGAGGAAGAAAGUACUACUGCGGAUGCUACUGAAGUACCAAGUGGCCCUAGUUCGGAUGCUCCCGCACCUGAGGAAGAAAGUACUACUGCGGAUGCUACUGAAGUACCAAGUGGCCCUAGUUCGGAUGCUCCCGCACCUGAGGAAGAAAGUACUACUGCGGAUGCUACUGAAGUACCAAGUGGCCCUAGUUCGGAUGCUCCCGCACCUGAGGAAGAAAGUACUACUGCGGAUGCUACUGAAGUACCAAGUGGCCCUAGUUCGGAUGCUCCCGCACCUGAGGAAGAAAGUACUACUGCGGAUGCUACUGAAGCACCAAGUGGCCCUAGUUCGGAUGCUCCCGCACCUGAGGAAGAAAGUACUACUGCGGAUGCUACUGAAGUACCAAGUGGCCCUAGUUCGGAUGCUCCCGCACCUGAGGAAGAAAGUACUACUGCGGAUGCUACUGAAGCACCAAGUGGCCCUAGUUCGGAUGCUCCCGCACCUGAGGAAGAAAGUACUACUGCGGAUGCUACUGAAGUACCAAGUGGCCCUAGUUCGGAUGCUCCCGCACCUGAGGAAGAAAGUACUACUGCGGAUGCUACUGAAGCACCAAGUGGCCCUAGUUCGGAUGCUCCCGUACCUGAGGAAGAAAGUACUACUGCGGAUGCUACUGAAGCACCAAGUGGCCCUAGUUCGGAUGCUCCCGCACCUGAGGAAGAAAGUACUACUGCGGAUGCUACUGAAGCACCAAGUGGCCCUAGUUCGGAUGCUCCCGUACCUGAGGAAGAAAGUACUACUGCGGAUGCUACUGAAGCACCAAGUGGCCCUAGUUCGGAUGCUCCCGCACCUGAGGAAGAAAGUACUACUGCGGAUGCUACUGAAGCACCAAGUGGCCCUAGUUCGGAUGCUCCCGUACCUGAGGAAGAAAGUACUACUGCGGAUGCUACUGAAGCACCAAGUGGCCCUAGUUCGGAUGCUCCCGCACCUGAGGAAGAAAGUACUACUGCGGAUGCUACUGAAGCACCAAGUGGCCCUAGUUCGGAUGCUCCCGUACCUGAGGAAGAAAGUACUACUGCGGAUGCUACUGAAGUACCAAGUGGCCCUAGUUCGGAUGCUCCCGCACCUGAGGAAGAAAGUACUACUGCGGAUGCUACUGAAGCACCAAGUGGCCCUAGUUCGGAUGCUCCCGUUUCGAAUUCGCCCGAAGAUGAAAGUAAUGCUCCUAAACUACCAGUUGGCUCCAAUUCCGAUGCUCCUGUUUCCGGUUCAUCUGAAGACAAUUGUAAUGAUGAUGAAUCCGAUGCAUCUGAUUUGUACUAG